This is a messenger RNA of Melitaea cinxia (Glanville fritillary), 1287 nucleotides long. RefSeq lists its product as uncharacterized. NCBI's taxonomy places the organism in Eukaryota, Metazoa, Arthropoda, Insecta, Lepidoptera, Nymphalidae. The record is from RefSeq and is a predicted model, not a curated record. The coding region runs from base 1 to 1146 and encodes 381 amino acids. The transcript is spliced from 6 exons.
AUGUCAGUCAGCAAUGACCUUAGCGAUACGGACUCGGCUCCAAAGUUGCGAAUGAAACCAGCUGUCAGUAGGAUAUUCUGUUGCAGUGUGACGGCCGCUUCUGGUUUUAUCGCUGCGUAUGCCCUGGUGGCGUACGCGAUAGCUUUAAUCUAUGAGAUAGUGUGGGUGGUAGAGUCUCAGAGCGGGCUGCCCGUACCGUCGGCUUUGCUGAUGAUCUGCUACUGCAUCGUCAUCGCUGCCACUGUUACACUGGUCCAUGGCCUUAUAUCGAAAAACAACACGUACUUACUGGCUUGGCUCAUUGCAGUCAUACUCGUGCUGAUUCCAGAAUGUGCUCUAGUCUUUUACAUGUCCAUUAGUCACUGGGGCCUCCAGGGCGUGUACGGCGGCGCGGAGCUGGCGUGCUACGUGGCGCGGCUGCCGGCGCUCGUGUGCGGGGUCGUGCUCGUGCAGUCCGCGUACGCGCUGCGGGAGGCCAGAAAUGGCGAAUAUGGCAACACGGUUCCGGCGAGCGGUAGUGAAUUCGACGCCAGUCAUUUUGUACCAGAUACCCCUGCUGCUUUUACAAACGACGGCUUUUUGGCUGAUAAUGGAAAAUCAGGAUCAAUGCCAGACCUUCGUCGUCACUUGGCUUCUCGACAGUCAAUGAACAUGGGCUACCCUCCAAUGAUGCUUCCCCAACCGCCCCCCGCAUACUGGCAACACUUGGCAGACCGACAGUACGCCGCAAGUCUCCGGGGAUACCCAAAAUCCUUUCCAUCUCCUCAAACCUACGGCACUUGGGUCGGACCUAGAUCUGGACCCUACGACAAUCCCUACAAAAGAAGACACUCCGUCGUUGGUGCCUUCAAUACUGAUGAAUAUCCUUCUAAGGGUUACGACUUUGAAGACAGAAUGGACUGCAAAAGCGAAAUGGCCUAUCCCUACAGAUCGUACAUGUACGAUCCUAGAAUGUUUCCACCGGACUAUGACCCAAGGUUCUUCCAAGAUUUUAAAAGGGACGAUCCCUAUGGAAUGAACUUGAGGCACGAUCCAUAUUAUUUUAGCGGAUCAAGGGAAAGGGUCUAUUAUGGUAUGAGAAAUAGUCACAAUUCGGUCGGAAAUGAAUCUGAUGAUUUAACGAAAUAUAAAGAUGUAGCUCUAUAAAAUAAACCAUUGAACUUUGUCAUAUUAUGUUCGUAGACUUUCUUGUUGGAUUUUAUUUUCUGAUAAUUAAAUAAAUAAAUAUUGAGUAAACUAUAUUAAACACACAAAGAACAAUACAUAACUAUUUUCAAAAUUUAAAAA